AUGAGACCAGCAACAGUAUUUUUGUUGUCAGCCUUAAUUAUUGGUUCCUUGGAAGCAAAACCAAACAUCAAAAAUUUUUUUAGUAAGCAUUUUUUUAAAGAUGUAUAUGGUACAAUUGAUGCAAAUAUAAAAGUUGGAGAUGCUGGAAAGCCACUAAUUCUCACCGAUUUAAUCCAACAAGAUCAAAUUGAUGAAGCUCAGGCAGCAGCUGAGGUAAAGUUAGACGCUUUUUUGGGAGUCAAAAGUUACGCUGGAUAUUUCAGAGUUGAUGAAAUAUACGACUCAAACUUGUUCUUCUGGUUUUUCCCAUCACAAUCAAACUUUGAGAAGGAUCCAGUAAUAGUGUGGUUACAAGGAGGACCAGGAGCACCAUCUGAGCUUGGUUUAUUCGGUGAAAUAGGUCCAUUUGAUAUUAUUGGUGACAAAUUGGUAUUAAGAAACACUUCCUGGACUACAUCAAGCUCCAUUUUAUUCAUUGACCAACCUGCUGGUACAGGAUUUAGUUUUACCAAUGGAGGAUAUGCACAAAACCAAACUAAAGUAGGAGAUGAUCUGUACGAAGCAAUCUAUCAAUUCUUUCAACUCUUUCCCGUUUUGCAAUCUAACGAUUUUUUCGUUGCUGGUGAAUCUUACGGAGGUAAAUAUGUCCCUGCUUUGGGUUACACAAUAUUAAAGAAGAAUCCAACUGGUGAAAUAAAGAUUAACUUAAAGGGAUUGGCUAUUGGAAAUGGUUUGACAGACCCUAAGCAUCAAUACAAAUUUGCCGAUUAUUUACUUCAACUCGGUUUAGUUGAUGAUAAGGAAAGAGAUAUGUUGAAGGAAAUAGAAAACCAAGUUGCCGAAAAAAUAGAUAAUGAAGAUUGGCUAGAGGCAAGUAAACUAAUAGAUGAUGAAUUUGACGCAAUAGAUUCAACGGCUGAUCUUGCAGAUAUUCACAAUUAUCUUGUAAAUUAUAGCGACUUUGAUGAUUUCGAUACAGAUGAAUUGGGUGACUUUUUAAGAAGAGAAGACAUCAGAAAGGCCAUACAUGUUGGCAACACUCCUUUUCAAAAAGACGGUAACGUUUAUGCAAAUCUUCAAGCUGAUAUUCCAAAAUCGGUAGCUCCUCUGGUUGCUGAACUUCUUGAACACUACAGAAUUCUUGUGUACAACGGACAAUUGGACACUGUGGUACCAUAUUCUACGACAGUAGAAUACUUGCAAAAUCUUGACUUUGUUAGUGCUGAAGAGUAUAAGAACGCUGAGAGACGUAAAUGGAGAUAUGGAAGUGAUGUUGCUGGAUACAUAAAAAGCGCUGGUAACUUAACAGAAGUUUUGGUAAGAAACGCUGGACAUUUGGUACCAGCUGAUCAACCUGAGUGGGCUUUGGAUCUUAUUAAUAAAUUUAUGACAAAUAAUUUGUAA
Molecule: messenger RNA, 1404 nt
Organism: Psylliodes chrysocephalus
Lineage: Eukaryota; Metazoa; Arthropoda; Insecta; Coleoptera; Chrysomelidae
Source: the annotation of a GenBank genome assembly